AUGGCUCUGGAUUCCGCAGAAGCUAUCAGCAAGUAUCUUCGCUCUAAAUCUAUAACGACCGAUGAGCUCUGUGAUGUGUGCCAAGAUCUUGAAGCAGGCCGGUACUCGGUCUUCUUCCCCAGCGCCCACAUCUUCGUGCUCGAACUGAUCAUCGACCGUUGGAAUGACCCUAAGCACGAAUCGUACAGGACGAACUGGCGGGUGUGGGAUUUAUUUAACAGGAUGUGGCAGCGGGUUGAGCAGGAAGAUCAUAAGAAGCGGCUGUCCAAACGGCUGCGCUUCAGCGUUGUGCUGCUGCAAGGUAUUGAGAGCGUUAAGCAGGACUACGACAGCUUUUCGAAAGCUGUGCUAGAGACUAUGCAGCUCAUAAAUAGCACAUCUGCCAUCCAUUGCAGCGUUGAGACGGCUAUGAAGCUGCUCGGAGAGACGGUAAACUUGUUAAAUCGAUGCGAUGGGACGGACGCCAGCGGCCGGCGUGCGAUGUUAAAUGAAUUGCUAACGCUAUCGAAUAUUGAGAGCGUGGCAGACGUCGGGUCUAAGAUAGCAACAUUGUACUCGGGCCAUUUACUUUCCCCCACGUUGACGUACAUGCAACUUUAUGGCGGACCCGACAGCAAUGAUGCGGGAAGUAACAUUCUCCGUAAGUUAAUGUCGAAGUUUUUAUAUGGCCCUAGCGUAAUACCAUUGCGGCAUAUUGAGAAAUUCCUAAGCGACUACGAGCUUCCAAAAGAACAAGUACAAGUUUUCUUUCGAACCACCAUACAGUUUUUGUCCAGCAGCGACUUUGCUACGCUUGAAAGUAUCUUCAAAAUUUUAUUGAAGAUAGCACCUGAAAUGUCAGCCGCUAUGCUGCACGAUCUUUCUUUGGAGAAGAAGACUAUGUCCCAAGAAUUCCUUGAGAAUAUGUUUAAUGAAGCCUUUUCCCAAGAAAACUGGGCGCUAGUGGCAAAUGUGCUUAUAUUAGACGUCGAUGUUGGAAUCAAAAAUGCGCAGAAGAUACUAAACGUCUUAAGCCAGGGAAAAAUAAAUGGCCAUCUCAUUAAUAUGUGGAAAGCUUUGAUUGAUUGUCAUGUAAUAGCUCGUGAAUUCCCCCAGUUCUUAGAAAAAUGGAAAAGUCACUGCUCUCAGAGUAGCUGUAAAGUGCUUUUAGAAAAUGAACAGUACUAUGCGGUGGUUGCAGGAAAUAUACCGCUUCUAUCGGUUUCUCAAAUUAGAGAUUUGCUGGAAGAACUUCUGGACCAGGUCUCCAAAGAUUCAUCUGAAGAGGCUAUUAAUGUAGCUACUAUAAUUGUGCUUGGCCUCAGGAAGCUCCCAUACAAUUUACUCCAAGAGUUUAAGCUAUCUCUAUUGAAAUUCUUCGAACUGCAUCAUAUCCGCACUACGGCUUUCUGGGACCUGAAACAUCAUAUACUCGAACUAUAUGAUGAUGUUGCAUCAGCAGAACUUCUAUCGGGCAAAGACAUCCCUGCCAUGCUCGUAGAGCUUGAAACUGCACCCAUGAAUCUUUACUUCACUAUCUUCAAGAUUCGCGAAUUGAUUGAGUUCGAGAUGGAUUCGGUUAUCGAAAACUUCAUACGCCGCUUGGAGAUUUUAUCAAACCAACGAUACAUUCUUCUUCAAUUAUUCAGUAGGUGGAGUACAAUUGUGGAUUUAACUUUCAAUCAAUCUCAAAUGGAGCACCUACUAGAAAUUUCAUUAAAACCGGACAAUAUCGAGAUAUACAAUGAGAUAUUGAAGUACGAUGAUUUUUUCGAAGAAACCAACAUUAUCCACACACUAGUUAGAUUACUGGGGGCUAAAAUAGAACAUGCUACAUGCAGAUCCCUAUUGUGCCAGUUUCCUGUCCAGUGUAUUGGUAAAAAUGUCAGGGUUGACGUUAUCAAUCGAAUUUUGGCUCAAGAGCAAUUGCAUUCUGAUGAACCGCACUUGGUUGAGCACCUCCUCAAGAAUCCGACGUUCAAAUCAGCAAUAGAGACCGAUUGCAAAGCUCUGGCGAAAGUCAUUUCGCAGGAAUCUGACUACUAUGCACUCGAUAAUCCUCUGUUUACUACUGUAUGGGGUAAUCAUUUGAACAAUAUGAAAUCUGAGCAAUGUCAGACGUUUAUUUCAGAACUGAUAGAGUCGAUAUCAAAUGGCUUGACAGAGCAAUUUGAGUUCGCUACUUACAAACUCGCUUUUUACAUUGUUACCAGUACCCCGCAUAAAUUUGACAAGGUCAAAGAAGUGGCCCAGACCUACGUGCGUAACGUGAUGGAUAUCCUAAAGCAGCAACAAAACAUAUUGGAUAAUGUUAAAUUGUCCUCCUGGCUUAUGGGUUCUCUUUAUCGAGUUUUUUGCCAAUUUGAGUUGUCGCAGCCAAUUGAUUUUCUCCGCAGUUUUCUUCUCAGUGUGUCUCAGCAAAUGAAGGCAUGCAAUGACCAUCAGCUUUUAGAAACUAGAUUCCAACUACACUGCUUGUGCUACGAAGAUAAUUUAGAAGGACUUUUAGCAUGCUACGUGUUACUUCGAGAGAUCGGCGUGCAGAAAAACAGAUUGUUGCCCGCAGUGAGUUCUGCUGUUAAACUGAAGUCUGUUUCUGAUCACACAUCUUUUAAUCGCGCAUUUUUCUCCAUUAUCAGCUCGUUCUCAGAAUUGAGCGUUGUUCAAGCAGAAGGAGUCUUGGAGCUAUAUGGUGUGUUUGUCCCACUUUUAUCCAAAGAGAACACUAUUGGGACUAGAUUGUUUGUGCGUUCUGUGCUAGAGUUCCAUACAUAUUCUGAGAGGAUAUUGGCUCAGAAAAAGGCACUCCUGAAAGUUUUGGUACUUUACAAAGAUACAUUAGUAUCCAAGCCUUGGCUUUUUACACAAUAUGCCGUUGAAUCGUUGUUCCCCUUAUGCACGAAGUUGAAUAUCUCUAUUUGCCAUUCGGAUUACCCCGGGCAAGAUGAGGUUUUCGUGUCUUCGACUCAGUUAUUAUCCUCAGUCUUGUUAUUCCACAGGUAUAAGUUGUCGAACCGUCACCAUCUGGUUACGAGCACACUAUGCUGCUAUAUGGGACUUCUAGCAGAAAGUGAGAGAUACAGGCUCUCUGUUCUCUCGGCCAAGUCCUUUUCAAGAUUAGUGAUCAACUUCUGUGAGCCAUCACACAGUCCAAAUAACAGCAAUAAAGAUUCUUUAAAUUCGCGGGUCACUGUUGCAAAGCGCUCUCUCAGGAAAUAUUUGCCAAUAAUCCUCCUGAACUACGUGAAUAAAGUCAUAUCUCAUAAUUUCAAGGAAACCAUCAGAAAAGAGAUUACUCCAUGCAUAUUCUCCGUCUUUGAUGUCCUCUCCAGAAGUGAACUAGCUGUUAUCACCUCAAGUUUGGACAAUCCAGGAAGAGUUUACUUUAAGAAUCUCUAUGCGGAGUACCAAAAGCUAGGAAGAUGGCAUGAAGAGUAA
Eremothecium gossypii ATCC 10895 is the source of this 3417-nucleotide messenger RNA. RefSeq names its product ribosome biogenesis protein URB2 (gene URB2). The coding region runs from base 1 to 3417 and encodes 1138 amino acids. The transcript has a single exon. The record is from RefSeq and is marked provisional. Lineage: Eukaryota; Fungi; Ascomycota; Saccharomycetes; Saccharomycetales; Saccharomycetaceae. Gene Ontology annotation, biological process: ribosome biogenesis. Gene Ontology annotation, cellular component: nucleolus.